Molecule: messenger RNA, 1056 nt
Organism: Histoplasma mississippiense
Lineage: Eukaryota; Fungi; Ascomycota; Eurotiomycetes; Onygenales; Ajellomycetaceae
Exons: 1
Coding region: 1-1056 (351 amino acids)
Biological process (GO): transmembrane transport
Molecular function (GO): transmembrane transporter activity
Source: RefSeq, a predicted model, not a curated record
AUGUCUCCUGGAGAAUGGUGCUUUUACAUCAACCUCCCCAUCGGCGCCGUCACCAUUCUCGCCAUUUUUGUUUUCCUCCAGCACCCCAAACAGACGCUGAAGAAGCCGGACUCAUGGAAGGGCCAGCUGGCGCAGUUGGACCCCUGGGGAACCGCAGCCUUCAUGCCCGGUAUCGUCUGCUUGCUUCUUGCCCUCCAGUGGGGGGGCCCCAAGUACGCUUGGGGUAGCGCCCGCAUCAUCGUCCUGUUCAUCCUCUUCGGUAUUCUUAUGAUUGCGUUUGUCGUCAUCCAGAUCUGGAAGGGAGAAAACGCAACCGUCCCGCCACGCAUCGUGAAGAAUCGCAGCAUGGCCUUCGCAAGCUUUUUCGCCUUUACCCUCGGCGCCUCGUUCUUCAUCCUGGUCUUCUACCUCCCGAUCUGGUUCCAGGCGAUCAAGACCGUCUCCGCAACCAAGUCCGGAGUCAUGACUAUUCCUAUGGUCCUUACCGUCGUGAUCGGCUCUAUCAUCGGCGGUAUUUUCAUUUCGCUAAUUGGAUACUUCACCCCAUUCUUUUACAUUUCCGCCGUGCUUAGCGCCGUCGGCGCGGCUAUGCUCACCACCUUCAAAACAGACACCGGCUCCCCGAAAUGGAUCGGCUACCAGGUCAUCUACGGCCUCGGAGUCGGACUCGGGUUCCAGCUCCCCAUCCUCACGCCGCAAGUGGUCCUGGACAUCAACGACGUCGCCGUCGGGAUCGUCGUGACGAUGUUCUCUCAGCUCCUUGGCGGCGCGCUCUUCAUCUCCGUCGCCCAGAACAUCUUUACCAAUAAACUUUACAACGGUGUCAUUAUUGCGGCGCCCGGGGUGGAUCCAAAAAACGCCAUGGGUCAAGGUGCCACGUCGCUCACGACGGUGAUUCCGCCUCAAUUCCUCGACGCGGUGCAGGUGGUGUAUAACAAGGCCUUAACACAAACGUGGUACGCCCCUGUUGCCAUGUCGGCGCUGGGCAUUAUUGGGGCCUUCGGUGUUGAGUGGAAAAGCGUGAAAGGGAAGAAUCUUAGUGCUUCGGCUGCUUAG